Molecule: messenger RNA, 1452 nt
Organism: Drosophila kikkawai
Lineage: Eukaryota; Metazoa; Arthropoda; Insecta; Diptera; Drosophilidae
Gene: Rpt4
Product: Regulatory particle triple-A ATPase 4
Biological process (GO): positive regulation of RNA polymerase II transcription preinitiation complex assembly
Cellular component (GO): proteasome regulatory particle, base subcomplex; cytosolic proteasome complex
Molecular function (GO): ATP hydrolysis activity; ATP binding; proteasome-activating activity
Source: RefSeq, a predicted model, not a curated record
UAUCGAAGAAUAUAGCCGAGCUGGUCACUCUGAAAAAGCAAAACUGCAACUCACGAAAUUUGUCUAAAGAAUUUGUUGAUUUGUUAAGCGUUGCCUACUGAGAGUUUAAGAAAAGUUACAAGAUGACCGUGACCGCCACGCCACUGCCCGACAAUAUGAGGGUGAAAGCCUUCUCCGACUACAGAAAGAAGCUGUUGGAGCACAAGGAGAUCGAGGGCCGUCUCAAAGAAAAGCGCGAGGAGAUCAAGGAGCUGACCAAGCUGUACGACAAGUCGGAGAACGACCUGAAGGCGCUGCAGAGCGUGGGUCAGAUCGUAGGCGAAGUGCUGAAGCAGCUCACCGAGGAUAAAUUCAUUGUGAAGGCCACCAAUGGACCCCGCUACGUGGUCGGAUGCCGGCGACAGCUGGACAAGGCGAAGCUCAAGUCUGGCACCCGUGUGGCCCUCGACAUGACCACGCUGACCAUUAUGCGGUAUCUGCCACGCGAGGUGGACCCGCUGGUGUACAACAUGUCGCACGAGGACCCCGGCGAUGUUACCUACUCGGCCAUUGGCGGCCUCACCGAGCAGAUUCGUGAGCUGCGCGAGGUGAUCGAGUUGCCGCUCCUCAACCCGGAGCUCUUCCUGCGCGUUGGCAUCACGCCGCCCAAGGGCUGCCUGCUGUACGGACCCCCCGGCACGGGCAAGACUCUGCUAGCCCGCGCCGUGGCCUCCCAGCUGGACGCCAACUUCCUCAAGGUGGUGUCCUCGGCCAUUGUGGACAAGUACAUUGGCGAGAGUGCCCGUCUCAUUCGCGAGAUGUUCAACUACGCCCGCGACCACCAGCCCUGCAUCAUAUUCAUGGACGAAAUCGACGCCAUUGGUGGACGACGCUUCUCCGAGGGCACCUCGGCGGAUCGCGAGAUACAGCGCACACUGAUGGAGCUGCUCAACCAGAUGGAUGGCUUCGAUUCCCUGGGCCAGGUUAAGAUGAUCAUGGCCACCAAUCGGCCGGACACCCUGGAUCCUGCCUUGUUGCGUCCUGGUCGCCUGGACCGCAAGAUUGAAAUUCCGCUGCCGAAUGAGCAGGCCCGUCUGGAAAUCCUUAAGAUUCACGCCCUGAAGAUCGCCAAGCAUGGCGAGAUCGAUUACGAGGCCAUUGUGAAGCUGUCGGACAACUUCAACGGCGCUGAUCUGCGGAAUGUGUGCACAGAGGCGGGUCUCUUUGCCAUCCGCGCCGAGCGGGAGUAUGUGAUCCAGGAGGACUUCAUGAAGGCAGUGCGCAAGGUCUCGGACAACAAGAAGCUGGAGAGCAAGCUGGACUACAAGCCCGUCUAGGAAGCCCACAGUAGACUUAACCACGAAGGGAUUUACACACAUAUACAGAUAUAUAUAUUAUGUCCACGAAACAGGCUUGUCAUACAUAGUCCGUUGCUCUUCUCCAUACGCUAAUAUUAAAUGCUAUGUAAAGAUA